GAAUCUCACAGUCUGCCAUGCCAGGGGUGCCUAUGGAGCCAACACUAACACCACAAACUCCGAUCGUCAAAGAUGAACUUGAUGAACUUGAUGAAGUGUCCAGCGAUGACGAUGUCGCGGAUUCGUACAAGCCACGACCGCAAUUGAGCCAGCCUGCGGUGCUGAUGAGGUCGCUGGCCUACCUUGUCAAGGGACUUGAAGAUGGCAUCAUUGACGUCGAUCCCGACUAUCAAAGAGAAGUGGUAUGGACAGCUGAUCGGAUGACUGGCCUUGUCAACUCUUUAAUGGAGAAUUACUAUAUCCCGCCUAUCAUCCUCAACAAGAAAACCCUUACGAGCCGAGAUGGCAAAACUAGCCACUCAAUGGUAUGCGUGGACGGCAAGCAGAGACUCUCCUCUGUGCGCGCCUUCAUCAAAGGGAUGAUUCCCUGCCACGAUUACCGCGGGGAGAAAUGGUGGUUCUGUAAUACAUCCAACCGUCCUAGGAAGGUGCUUUCAGAAACAGCCCAGAGACAGUUUCUUAGCAAAGAGUUUGUGUCUUUCGAGUUUAAGGACCUGUCACGAGGCCAGGAAGAAGACCUCUUUGCGCGAGUACAGAUGGGGCUGCAGCUCAGCGCAGCCGAGAAGAUACGAGCAGCAUCUGGUCCCUGGCAGGAGCUGGCCAAAACUUUCGUGGAAGAUUUCCCUGACAUCUUCUCCCUGUUGAAAGAUUGCUCACGCGCGAAAGACUUCCAGAUGGCGUUAAGUUGUUUCAGUCAGAUUCUUGAGGUGGAACACCCUGCGGCUGCCAGCGGAGUUCCCUCCCUCAAGUCCAAGAUCAACAAUAUCCAGAAACUCGUUGAGAACAAAAAUGCCUUGGAUGACGGAACGAGAUCGCACCUUGCCGCUGUGUUCAGGAAGUUCAACGAGCUCAUCAAUCUGGAUCCUGAAGUUUUCCGAAACGUCGAAAGGAAGCUCAAAGGGGUACAGACCUUUGCACCAAUAGAGAUGGUGGCCAUCGCUGUCUUGAUCUCAAUGUAUUCUGAUGAGCGCAAUGACAGGCUGCUUAUUGGGGACAUCAAAUAUCUCCGGAACCUGCUCCGCGAGAAUUUCACUGAUUUGCGCAUGAAUGAUUCCAUAUGGAGGUUCAUAUGGGAUUACAUAGACGACCUGGAACUACACAGAGGCGCAGUGGAUGGCACCACCGUCGCUCCAAGGGAGUCAAGGUCAGCUCCAAAGGAGUCCAGAGCAGCGUUGAAAGAGUCCAGAGCAGCGCCAAAGGCAUCAAAACCGGCGAAAUCAACCCCGUCAACUGCACAAUCCACACAAAUCGGUCCUCAAACUAGCACCUCAAAAAGACCAUCGGACGGGGCUCUGCUUUCUGAGCAACGCAAAAAAGUACGUAACGCCGCAGGUCCGAAGAGCGUAGUGGUGAAAUCCGAGCCGGAAGACAGUGCGAUAAUUCCAGUCCUGCCUCCGUUUCCAUUUGCAGAUACAACUGCUGCGCAAGACACCGAAUCACCAGAGAGCCUAGUGCACAAUGGCAACCAUGGAGGAUAUGGAGCCAGUCGCCGGCAAUUGGGCCAACCACCCUCGGUUCCAUCGGGCAAUGGUGGUACUUCGACGAGGGAUAGGUGGCCCACUACUCGUUUUUACCCAUCUCAGGAUGUCGCCACACAGCUCCAAAACCAUGCGAUGCAUACCGCCGCGCUUACAGCUGGUCUGCCAACGUCACCCUCGGCCAGACUUCUGAGUUUAGUUACGCAACCGCCACCGGCACCCAUGAUGCUUCCCUAUCAUAGUUCAACGGCACCACAGCACUCGUUCCGCCCAGCCCUCCAACACCGUAAGCAGGACAAGCACAAGCAGCCUGAAUUCCAACCCCCAGUAGCCGAGUUUCCACGUCGGCAGAGCUCGGUAACCGUUCCACAGGAUGAUGGCACCGUUGAUCUUACAAGCGACACGGAGCUGGAACGUCAGGACCUGCUGUCGUCAUUUCGAUCUCGUGCGACCAACGAGCGUGCAACCACGCAAGUUCGUACUCGUCAGCCUCAACAGCAGGCGGUGCAACGGCAGAAGGGAUUUCCAAACGAUCCUAGCAGACGCUCAGUCGUGAUUGACUGAGAUCUCCUUCUUAUUCGGCUUGGGUGCAGUCAGCAAUGCUCAGUUUGGGAGAGCGAUCCGGUAUUGAACUCCCUUUUUUCCAUAUAUGCCCUUCCAACGACUUCGACGAUAAGUAUUCUUUGCGUUUGCGCGCGUAGUAUAGAUUUCCUUUAGCAGUAUUCAUAGUUCAGCAUUUAUCAUUGACACACGAG
This is a messenger RNA of Westerdykella ornata, 2293 nucleotides long. RefSeq lists its product as uncharacterized. The coding region runs from base 18 to 2102 and encodes 694 amino acids. The record is from RefSeq and is a predicted model, not a curated record. Lineage: Eukaryota; Fungi; Ascomycota; Dothideomycetes; Pleosporales; Sporormiaceae. The transcript is spliced from 6 exons.